AUGGCCUCCAAGAUUGCAAUUGCUUCCCUGAUCGCCUUAUCGGCUGCUUCGGAGGGCCUUCGACCAUGGGAGGCUCCUGGUCCUAAUGACUUGCGGAGCCCUUGCCCAAUGCUGAAUACGCUGGCAAACCAUGGCUAUUUACCUCACGACGGCCGCGAUAUCUCGGCCCAACAGUUUGCCGAUGCAGCUUUCGAAGUCGUAAAUAUCGAUCCUAUGGCCAUCAAGCAGGUUGCAAAUUACUUUCUCAGAGCUUCGAACCAAACUUCCAUCAACUUGACAGACUUGAAUCGCCCUGGCAUACUACAGCACAUUGCUUCUCUCACCCGAGACGACGUUACAAGUCCUGAUAGCGUAGAUGUCACAGCAUCUCAAGAUCGAAUUCGCCAUCUUAUACAAGACAGCGACACUGACUGCAUUACAAUUGCUUCGCUUGCAAAGACUCGCUUACACGUCGAAGAUCUGUCUUCUCCCAAAGAGCUGACUCUGAAGGAGCAGACCUUUGCAUAUGCCGAGGCAGGUCUCCUGCUGUUGACGAUGAUUGAAGGAGAAGUUCCGUCUGGAUGGAGCUUUCCUCCAGCAACCGCAUAUUGUGCCCCGAAGAAAAGAGUAGAAACGUGGUUGACGGAAGAGAGAUUUCCGGAAGAGCUGGGGUGGAAGAAGUCAGAGCGAACGAUUGGUCUCAUGGACUUUGUGCCAGUCAUAAAGGGCAUUUAUGAGGAAAAGAGAUCGCAGGCUGGGAAGGGACCAUUGUGGAAAGCCUUUGUUCCCUCCUUUCUCCAGCAAGCAGGAACUGAUAGCGAGCUAUGA
Trichoderma breve is the source of this 807-nucleotide messenger RNA. RefSeq names its product peroxidase, family 2 domain-containing protein. The record is from RefSeq and is a predicted model, not a curated record. The transcript is spliced from 2 exons. Lineage: Eukaryota; Fungi; Ascomycota; Sordariomycetes; Hypocreales; Hypocreaceae. Gene Ontology annotation, molecular function: peroxidase activity. Bases 1 to 807 code for a protein of 268 amino acids.